Porites lobata is the source of this 4725-nucleotide messenger RNA. NCBI's taxonomy places the organism in Eukaryota, Metazoa, Cnidaria, Anthozoa, Scleractinia, Poritidae. The record is from the annotation of a GenBank genome assembly.
AAGGCCGCCACUGAUUCUCGAACGUUUUUUGCUUGUUUGGUGGUUGUAGAGGAUGAUGAUGAUUUUAACGUGAUUCAGCCAACCCUCCUGCAACAGUUAAAAACCAUACUAGAUCAAUAUCCUGAUGAUGGGCAGAUACUGAAGGUAAUCUUUAUGUAGUUAAAAGUCUUGAAACAGAUCUGUCUCAACAAAUCUAUUCCUUUUGCCACGUAUUUGUCUACUCAGUCGUUCUGAUCUCAUGCCAUGCGCACAUUUCAGUUUUUUGUCACUCCCGGUAUUUAAGGAAGGGCGGAAAUCCGGUACCCACCUCCCCUCCCACCCCAUUUAUGUUUGCCGUUCAGGCCACGCAAGCACACAGCCGGAAAAUAUGAACUCCAAUCCGGUAUUUUUGCUUUCUUAGUUAAGCAGUUUUUAGCAUCAUCCCAUUUGACACUGUUUAGGGUCUGCAUAUAGUUGUCCGUAUUUGUUUUUGUUUUGUUUUUGUUCUUUUUUUGGAAGGAACUUAUCCAAAAUGCAGAGGAUGCGGGUGCAAGUCAAGUGAAAUUUCUGCAUGACAAACACAGUUAUGGAAAGGAAAAGCUGCACAGCCAAAAACUUGCCACCUUUCAGGCGAGUUUUGUCAAAGAGUUAGCUAAGAAUGAACAAUGCAGGGUUUCCAAUUCUCUGUAUAGAGAUAAGCAUCUUGGAUAUUUUUUUUUUAUUUUCAAUUACAAAGUACUUACUUACAAUACUUACUUACAAACAAUGUAUGGUACUUACGCUACUAAGAAAACUAUACUCUACUUACAAAACAAUACUUAUUUACAAUGUGAGAUACUUACGCUACUAACAAUACUAUAUACUCUACUUACAAUACAAAGCUUGCAAUACUUACUUACAAUGAGAUACUUACACCACUAACAGUGCUAUACUCCACGCUUUACAUGUAUACAAAAAAAAACACAGCUACUUGCACUACUUACAUUACGGAUUACAGACGCUACAAAAACCAGAAAAUAAAGAGGGCGGGGAAGUAUGGUAAAUUUUAGUUAACUGUAGCUCCAACUCAAAGGAGAAAAAAGAGAUUAAUCAUCUUGGGUAUUUACAUUUCUUUGAGAAAGGCUCGUCUCGAACCAAGUCGAUCAAGAGAUAUUCACAAGCAGGAGAAAGUUUAAAAGUUGCAAAACACAUUAAACCUUUCCACGGUUUUUACAAGUUUUUAUACAUACUAGUUAGCGAAUGCCCACUGACACUUCUGAAAAGAGCCCCUCAAAAUAAGGAAACUUGCCAAUUUUGAAGCAGCUACGUUAAAAGCGAGCGAAGGUAUUGCUCCAAAAAGUCACGAAAUUUUACAGACGUUUGUAUCAUCAUCCAUCCUUCUACCCAUCCAUCCAUCCAUUCGAUGGGCAAUACAAAAAAAGGCAAAAUAAAACAGUAUAGAAAUGUAGGCGCAUUCUUAUCCAGACAAAUCAAGAUGUUACGCGCAAAUACUUUUUACAGAAACUUUAGAGUGUCGUUACUAGACUGGGUACUGGUCAGCCCAGAGUUCUAUUCUCGCAAUGGACAAUGUUCAGGGUCUUAAAAUUACUGCGGGGUCUUAAGUUCUGACAUCUGAAAAUUUUUUGCCUUUCUUUUCUUCUGGGAUGACGACGAAAAAACGAAAGGAUCCGUCUCACAACACAGCUCAACGCGUUCACUCUGUCUGAGUCCAACCCUAGCUCUAAAGACCUCCGACCCGACAGUGUUCGUUAAGGGGUUGGGUGCGGAAGCACCUCGUGUGGGCAGUUAACGUUAACGCCUAUCCCGACUGGGCAGGUCUAUGUCCAGUUAAGGUACCUUUGUAGAAAUCUUGUUAGUAUCUUUCGUUCAAACUUGUAAUUGCUUCAUAACAGGGUCCAGCGCUUUAUGCGUACAAUAACGCCGAGUUUACCAAAGGCGACUGGAGGGGCAUCAGGAUGCUCUGUGACAGUAACAAAGUGAAAGAUCCCAUGAAAGUUGGUCGGUUUGGCCUUGGUUUCAAGUCAGUAUUUCACAUGACAGGUAGGUAUAUCGCAUAUAUGGGACAUACAAUUAGCACCAUUUAUAUCUGUGAUCGUCUGUAUCAAAUAUUAUAUUCAGCGUUUGUUUAUUCAGCUUGUUAUUUUUAGAAUUAUUGGCCAGGCAAAGAAUUAGAAAUAUGAUUUAUUUUUUUAUUACCCGAAAACAGGCUAAUUUUGAUAAUCGCCCACAACAAGAAUAGAAACAUAAUAAAAAUCCAAAAUUGCUGCAACAUUUCAACGACUUAAGGCAAACUAAUUGGCUAUCAGUUACAAAGGAUACCUUAACUCAUUAUAUGUGAUUAUAUGACCUUGCAUGGCUGUUUCCGGACGCGUGAAAGAUUAAGUAAAUCCUGUGUUGUUAUUUUCAUCGAGCCUCUUUUGCCUGUUAGGGAUUUUCCCUGCCAAAAAUACUUCUCUUGAGAAGAUAAUAAAUCCAUCACUCCAUCACUCGCCAGGUAUGUUCGGUCAAGAUGGCUUGACAUAGCCUCGUGCUUAUUUCUUGCCUUUUUAUUGGCCUUAACUUCACGAAAAGUUAUCUGCCAAUAUUCAGCAGCCAUGUUGACGUCACGUUUGGUCAAUAGCGCAUAUAUCUGAAGCAUGUUUCCUUGGCUUUUAGAUUUACCGAGUAUCCUCAGCAACACACGGAUAGGUUUCAUUGAUCCGCUGGAGCACUUGAGUGAUCACGAGUAUCGAAUAACUGGGUUCAGCUGGCUUUUAAAGGAGCAGGAAAAGAUGGAACAUAUACAAGAUCAGUUUCGUCCUUACAAAGAAAUAUUUGAUUGUAACGAUGAAGUCUUCUCUGAUGGAAAGUACGGUGGGACAUUGUUCCGUUUCCCUUUACGACAAACUCCAUCCAAAUUAUCAGGGACAUUGUACUCGGAGGAAAAAAUGGAGAGGUUGUUUGACAGUUUCUUUGCCGAUGCUCACCUUGUGCUUUUGUUUCUUCGAAAUCUGGAAUCCAUUGAGCUUUACACACGAGAGAUUUCAGAAUUCAUGCCAAAAAGAAUCUUUCAAGCGAAAAUCACUGAAGAUAGCCUUGAGUUAGUUAGGAAGAAGAGGAAGGAGUUCUUUGACAAAAUCGAACUAGGUAAACACAUGCUUGAGCCUGUCACAGUGACGUAUCCAGUUACAAUUGAGAAGGUGGUUAUGGGCAUUGAAAACAACAUUCAACAGUUUUCCUUCCUUGUCACAAGCUACUGCUGCGGUAGCGACGUCUCAUCCGAAUUUGAGAGGCUCCUGACAGAUGAAGAACUUAGCUAUUUACCCUCCGUUGGCGUCGCUAUGGGGGUUCCCUCGACAGAAAACCUGCCAACGCCUGAUGUUGCUGGUCACGUGUUUUGCGCUUUGCCCUUGCCUGUGCAAAAGAAGAGUAUGACAGGUUUGCCUGUUCAUGUAAAUGGAUUUUUCGCCCUCACUCAGAACAGACGCCACAUCAAAACCCCAAACAAAGAUCAAGAUGACCGAAGCAAACUUACCGAAAAGUCGUUAUUGUGGAAUUGUUGUUUGAUGGAAGAGGCUCUUCCAAAAGCCUAUGUCACGAUGAUUAAGGAAGCCAUAAUCAACUUCAACAUGAAUCCAGAUGCAGUGUACAAGUAAGGUUAUUUUUUUACACUUUUAGUAUAAAGUUUCGUUCCAAACGCACCAUCUCACGAAAGACUUUGUUAUCGUUUUUAUCACAUUCUUAUCUUUUUUUCACAUUACCAGUCACCGUGUUUAUUGGUGUGGCCUGUGUAUUGGUUAACGGUGGGACCUCAUUUAUUUCGGAGUUAUUGUUAUAGGAAUUCUUUAACUUGCUCUUUUUUGCCUGGUAUGCGAAUAUAGGUAGCACAGUUAGUUUCUAAUAAACCAAAUAACACAAAAAUUUUGUUUUAUUAGGCUAGUUGAGAAAGUUAAUGGCUGGCUUUUCCAGCGCUGGCACUUCGUCAGAGUCAAAUUAAGGGAUUUAUGUCUAUAUAUCGAAUGGUAAAGCUACUCUCUCAACUGGAAAACGAUAAAAAAAACGGUGAUUGGAAUUUAAGGCGUUUUGAUUGAUUAAACGUAGACGUCAGAAAGAAAUCUCGUCACCGCUUAAAACAGUGGUCGUAAAGGUUUUACCCUGUUACAAACGAUACUUUUACAUCAUUUGUCUUUUAGAGCAUGGCCAGAUAAGGAAGUUAUUGAUCCGGCUUGGGAAAGGCUUCAGAAACCAUUUUUACAGCUGUUGCGUGGUGAAAGCUUCGUAUACUCUCCAGUCAGUGGAGGUCAGUGGCUUAAGGCGGAGGAGGCCAUUUUUGACACCCUCGACAAAAAUGACAGCGAACUUAAGCAGCUGCUCGUUACAAUUUUGCUUCAAGCCAAUCAAAAUGUCGCGUGCCUGCCCGAUCAUGUACUGGAGACUGUGACUGUCACGCAGGAGAUCACUCCCUCGCUGGUGCAAAAUGUGCUGAAAGAAUUCCCAACUUGCUAUAGGAGCCUUGAUCGAAUGCAAAAGUUGUUACUCUUGAAAUUUGUGCUGAAUGGCCAAUUUGAAGAACUCCUUGGUUUGGAGUUACUGCCUAAUGCCAAAAGAGGUUUUUCGUCAUUUUCAAAGAAGGGAGAAGCUAUUUUCAUUUGCUCACGUAAGCCUCCUCAGGAAAUUAGCCUUCUACCAGGCCUGGAACAUCGAUUUUUAGACCACGACAUUGAUGAGCACCUCUUUAAAAGCCUAGAAGCAGUUGAAAAGCAAGGU